This is a messenger RNA of Xenopus tropicalis (tropical clawed frog), 6623 nucleotides long. RefSeq names its product transient receptor potential cation channel, subfamily M, member 3 (gene trpm3). Gene Ontology annotation, cellular component: membrane. The record is from RefSeq and is a predicted model, not a curated record. Gene Ontology annotation, biological process: transmembrane transport; calcium ion transmembrane transport; monoatomic ion transport. Gene Ontology annotation, molecular function: monoatomic cation transmembrane transporter activity; monoatomic ion channel activity. The transcript is spliced from 26 exons. Bases 193 to 5301 code for a protein of 1702 amino acids. NCBI's taxonomy places the organism in Eukaryota, Metazoa, Chordata, Amphibia, Anura, Pipidae.
GGAUCAGGAGCUAGAGCAAAUCCACUUUUCUAGCCUUUAAGUUCCAGUGGGCUUCAGCAGUAUGGAAUUGUUAUAAAGCCGGUUUGGGUUUAAUGAAUAUGGGAUGCCAGAUUCGCAAGGGCUGCUUGGUUCUUUAGAGGUCUCAAGAAGGUUUGAGGUUGAUUUUUUUCCACUGGAAUAUUCUAAAGGGUCAUGAGUCAAAGUGAUGCUCCUCGGCCUCUAAACUGGACCAUUCGAAAGCUCUGCCACGCUGCCUUUCUCCCUUCUGUCAGACUACUCAAGGCACAGAAAUCAUGGAUAGAAAGAGCGUUUCACAAAAGGGAAUGUGUACACAUCAUACCCAGCACCAAAGACCCCCAUAGGUGUUGCUGUGGGCGUCUCAUAGGACAGCAUGUUGGGCUGACUCCAAGUAUUUCCAUCAUACAAAAUGAGAAGAAUGAAGGCAGGCAUCGCAAUGACAUCCAGUCUGAAAAGUGGUCAAUCGGAAAGCAUACACAGCUCAGUCCCACUGAUGCUUUUGGCACAAUUGAAUUCCAAGGAGGAGGGCAUUCCAAUAAAGCCAUGUAUGUACGGUUGUCAUUUGACACGAAACCUGAUCUUCUGCUGCACCUUAUGACUAAAGAAUGGCAGUUAGAGCUUCCCAAACUUCUCAUAUCAGUCCAUGGAGGCUUGCAAAAUUUUGAGCUCCAGCCAAAACUGAAGCAGGUUUUUGGGAAAGGCCUGAUCAAAGCUGCUAUGACGACUGGGGCAUGGAUAUUUACUGGAGGUGUUAACACAGGUGUUAUUCGACAUGUUGGAGAUUCUCUAAAAGACCAUGCUUCAAAAUCAAGAGGGAAGAUAUGCACUAUCGGUAUUGCACCAUGGGGAAUAGUAGAGAAUCAAGAAGACCUGGUUGGAAAAGAUGUUGUUCGUCCCUAUCAAACAAUGUCCAAUCCAAUGAGUAAGCUUACGGUACUCAACAGUAUGCACUCACACUUCAUUCUUGCUGACAAUGGGACAACUGGUAAAUACGGUGCAGAGGUUAAACUACGCCGGCAAUUGGAAAAACACAUUUCCCUUCAAAAAAUUAAUACAAGAAUUGGACAAGGAGUUCCUGUCGUGGCACUCAUUGUUGAAGGGGGACCUAAUGUGAUAUCAAUUGUGUUGGAAUACCUGCGAGACAACCCACCUGUUCCUGUUGUGGUCUGUGAUGGCAGUGGGAGAGCAUCUGAUAUUCUUGCCUUUGGUCAUAAAUACUCAGAAGAAGGAGGCCUUAUCAAUGAAUCCUUAAGGGACCAGUUACUAGUUACCAUUCAGAAGACUUUUACCUAUACAAGAACGCAAGCACAGCACCUUUUUAUAAUUCUUAUGGAAUGCAUGAAGAAAAAGGAACUGAUCACUGUGUUCAGAAUGGGAUCAGAAGGCCACCAAGAUAUAGAUUUAGCAAUUCUGACUGCUCUGCUCAAAGGUGCCAAUGCCUCUGCUCCAGAUCAGCUGAGCCUUGCCUUAGCUUGGAACCGGGUGGAUAUCGCUCGUAGCCAGAUUUUUAUUUACGGACAACAGUGGCCGGUGGGUUCCCUUGAACAAGCAAUGUUGGAUGCUUUGGUGCUGGACAGAGUGGAUUUUGUGAAAUUGUUAAUAGAAAAUGGAGUAAGCAUGCAUCGCUUCCUCACUAUCUCCAGGCUAGAGGAACUGUACAAUACGAGACACGGACCGUCAAACACUUUGUAUCAUUUGGUCAGGGAUGUUAAAAAGGGAAACCUCCCUCCAGAUUACAGAAUAAGCCUGAUUGAUAUCGGACUUGUUAUUGAAUACCUGAUGGGAGGAGCAUACCGUUGCAACUAUACCAGAAAAAGAUUUCGCACUCUUUACCACAACUUGUUUGGGCCAAAAAGGCCAAAAGCCCUGAAACUACUAGGAAUGGAGGAUGAUAUCCCAAUACGAAGUGGAAGGAAGACUACAAAGAAAAGAGAGGAGGAAAUUGAUAUUGAUUUGGACGACCCUGAAAUUAAUCACUUCCCUUUUCCCUUCCAUGAGCUAAUGGUAUGGGCAGUUCUAAUGAAGCGCCAAAAGAUGGCUUUGUUCUUCUGGCAGCAUGGAGAGGAAGCUAUGGCAAAGGCCCUAGUAGCCUGUAAACUUUGCAAAGCUAUGGCACACGAAGCUUCUGAAAAUGACAUGGUCGAUGACAUUUCACAGGAGCUAAACCACAACUCCAGGGAAUUUGGGCAGCUGGCAGUUGAGUUACUGGACCAGUCAUACAAGCAGGAUGAACAGCUGGCAAUGAAAUUGCUGACCUAUGAGCUUAAGAACUGGAGCAAUGCCACAUGCCUGCAGCUCGCAGUAGCAGCCAAGCAUCGAGACUUCAUUGCUCACACAUGCAGCCAAAUGCUUUUGACGGAUAUGUGGAUGGGCAGACUCCGGAUGCGAAAAAAUUCUAGCCUUAAGGUAAUUCUGGGCAUUCUACUUCCUCCCUCAAUUCUCAGCUUGGAGUUCAAAAAUAAAGAUGAGAUGCCAUAUAUGUCCCAAGCUAAUGAAAUGGAUUUACAAGAGAAGGAAGUGGAAGAACCAGACAAAACAGUAAAAGAAAAAGAAGAGGAUGACAUGGAACUUACGGGAGUGGUGAGGGUGUGGAGUCGCCCACCAGAGGAAACUUUUCAAGACAGAAUGGUGGACUUCAGGACAAAAUUAGAUGGUGCAAUGCUGGCAAGAGGCAAUGGAGAUUCAUCAAGGAAAAAGGAUGAAGAUGAGCACCCACGUCAUCGAUUAAUUCCUAUUGGUAGAAAGAUCUAUGAGUUUUACAAUGCACCAAUUGUUAAAUUCUGGUUCUUCACAAUGGCCUAUAUGGGCUACCUCAUGUUGUUCAACUACAUUGUUCUAGUUAAAAUGGACCGCUGGCCAUCAAUGCAGGAAUGGAUUGUCAUCUCAUAUAUUUUCACUCUGGGAAUAGAAAAAAUGCGUGAGAUCUUGAUGUCCGAGCCAGGAAAGCUGUUACAAAAGUUUAAAGUAUGGCUGCAAGAAUACUGGAAUUUAGCAGACCUCGUCUCCAUCCUGCUCUUUUCUAUUGGGAUGGUACUCCGCUUGCAAGAGCAACCCUUUAGCAGCUAUGGGAGAGUGAUAUAUUGUGUGAACAUUAUCUACUGGUAUAUUCGCUUGCUUGAUAUCUUUGGUGUAAACAAAUACCUUGGACCAUAUGUUAUGAUGAUCGGAAAAAUGAUGAUAGAUAUGAUGUAUUUUGUCAUCAUCAUGUUAGUGGUUCUGAUGAGUUUCGGCGUGGCAAGGCAAGCUAUCCUUUUCCCUAGCGAGGAGCCCUCAUGGAACCUAGCAAAGAAUAUUUUUUACAUGCCCUACUGGAUGAUCUAUGGAGAAGUUUUUGCAGAUCAAAUAGACCCUCCUUGUGGAUAUAAUGUAACUGGAGAGGAUGGAAAAAUAAUCCAGCUUCCCCCCUGCAAAACUGGAGCAUGGAUUGUCCCUGCUAUCAUGGCUUGCUAUUUAUUAGUUGCCAACAUUCUUCUAGUUAACCUCCUAAUAGCAGUAUUUAACAAUACAUUCUUUGAAGUCAAGUCUAUAUCAAACCAAGUUUGGAAAUUUCAGCGCUAUCAGCUGAUCAUGACCUUUCAUGAAAGGCCAGUCUUGCCUCCUCCUUUAAUCAUUUUCAGCCAUUUUACAAUGAUAUGUAAGCAUCUGUGCUGUCGCUGGAGAAAGCGUGAACUUGAUCAAGAUGAGAGAGACUAUGGACUUAAGUUAUUUAUAACAGAGGAUGAUCUGAAAAAAGUACAUGAUUUUGAAGAGCAAUGCAUUGAAGAGUAUUUCAGAGAAAAGGAUGACAGGUUUAAUUCCUCCAAUGACGAAAGAAUUCGAGUGACAGCAGAAAGAGUGGAAAACAUGUCAAUGCGACUGGAGGAAGUAAAUGAGCGGGAACAUUUUAUGAAGGCAUCACUUCAGACAGUAGAUAUCCGGCUUGCUCAAUUGGAAGAAAUGCUAGGAAGAAUGGCUACAGCAAUGGAACGACUCACUGGAGUUGAAAGAGGUGAAACAAACAAAGCACGGUCUAGAACCUCUUCAGACUGCACAGAUGCAGCAUAUAUUGUAAGACAGAGCAGUUUUAAUAGCCAAGAAGGAAAUACAUAUAAACUCCAUGACAUAAUAGAUCCUGUAGGAGAGGAGCCAUUGUCUCCUACCUCCCCCAAUCUUACACCCCGCAUGAGAAGUCAGUCUUUUUAUUCUUCAAAUUUGAGAGACAAAGGUGGUAUUGAACGUUUUGAAGGUUUUUUUAAAGAAAGAACCUUAAAUCUGCACAGAGCUAUAAGCUCUCACUCAAUCUCUAAAGAUGCAAAACCCCCUUCUUCCCCUUUAAACUCUUUGUCAGUUGUGCCAGAUUCCAGGAGGCCUUCAUCUUGCAUAGACAUAUAUGUUUCAGCUAUGGAUGAGGCACAGUUUUGUCUAGACCCUGGUGAAAGCUCAAUGAAUGUAGCUUGCACCGGAGACCCAAUGGGGGAUAUUGGUUCGAUAGGACAAGGCUGCAGCUCUUCAACACACUGUGGUAGAAGUUGCAGCAGAAACCCUAGCUAUGAGGAAAGCAUCCCUAUGGAUCCAUUUACAUUUCCUCAAGAAAUUACAGGUAUUCCAAUCAGCCAAAACCCUUGGGAUACAGAGUCUUCUCUGUGUCAUACAUUAGAGCGCUCCAAAAGUAGUCGUUUUCUGGCAACUGCACCUUUUAUCUUAGAAGAAACACCCAUUGUGAAGUCCCAAACUUUUAUGUUCUCUCCUUGUCGAAGCUACUACAACAAUCUUGGAGUACCAGUAAAGACUGCAGAGUACACAAGUAUCACAGACUGUAUAGAUACUAGAUGUGUCAGCAAUACACCACAGGCCACUGCAGAAAGGUCUACAUCUCCUGGAUGUGUGCGAGAAAAAGUGGAAGACGUAAGCAGCUGUCACCCAGAGAGAGAGGCUGAGCUUAGCCAUCCAAGCUCAGACAAUGAAGACAAUGAUGAAGAAGUGAGAAACAAGUGUACACUGACCUCUUUAUCAGCCCAUGAAAGUAGCUCCUCAAGAACACUUUAUAAUAAUAUACCAUUCCCAAAAAUAGAGCGGGCAAACAGUUACUCUGCAGAGGAACCCAGUAUGACAUACUCUCACACGAAGAAAAGCUACUCAAUAAGUGACAAACUAGAUAGGCAGCGUACCACGGCAAGCCUUAGAAAUCCAUUCCAAAGGAGUAAGUCUUCUAGGCCUGAAAGUCGAGGGGAUAAUCUGUCCAUGAGGAGACUCUCACGAACAGCAGCCUUCCGUAGCUUUGAAAGUAAGCAUAGCUACAGUUAAAAAGAACUUUUGAUAAAGUAGGAAAGAGGUUAAAGCAUUAUCUAAAUACCCCAUUUUCUUUCUAUACAACAAAUAAAUUCAAAAUGCAGAGUACUGGGCCAAAGCAACUGCUGACACUGGUCAUCUACUUUGCAGUAUCUGUGUGUUUCUGAAAAAGCAGAUACUGAAUCAGCGGUAUUAAUAUGCAUUUUACUAUUACAGACAUAUCAAGUAUAACAUAAGAGCUUUUCUUUGCCAUGUACCAAACGGAUACCACUCUUCAUUCCUUCAUUGGAUUCAUUUGCAAACAAGACAAGCCCUGCUUUUUAUCAUCUCAAUUCUAUGACAGUAAUCAACGUUUUAAUGUAUUCCACAAACAGUAGGUCUCAGGUCUUGAAUCCUGCUAUGCCAACAAAACUACUAUUCAUCAUGGUUGAUGGACAAACUAGACAAAGUGACUAUGCCAUGAACACUGUCUCUUCUGUAUUAUCUUCCAGUGCCACAAAAUAGUUAUUUUAUUCAGCAUAAAUAUAAUUGAAACCUGAAGGGAAGACAUGCCUUUUGUAUUGCAAUACAAGAAAGAAUAUCUAUAGAAACAUAUCCAAAUGAACUUUCUUGUUUUUAAUGGGAAAUCUAGCACAGUGAAGUAAGCUCAGGAUGAAUGUAAUUUAAUGGUUUAUUGUUAUAUAUUUAUUUUUCUACCACGUGUUGUCAAUGCAGUUGCCUCAGUAAACGCAUGCUUUGAGAGCAGUGUCAAUAACAUGCUGAUAUGCUUUGUGAGAGUGUUGUUUCAGUGUUCUCAGUACUAGAAUUCCUACUCUGUAAUCACUGCCAGAUCAUUCUUACUCGUCUGACAACACAUUGAGCCUAUUACAAAAACAUGAGUAAUUUGUGAUUACUUUCAUUUCAAAAUCUAAACAAAGAAGGGAUAUUAUUUAAGCACUGAUGUUGGCAUUGCCCUAUGUAAAUAUAUACAGCGAAUGCCCUAGCUAAUAUUGAGUUAAUAUACAAUAUAACGGGAGCAGAAAUGUUUUUUCAGGAGGCAUAAACAGUGUAAAAAAUUAUCCAGCAGAGAAGUAAAACAUAUUUACACAACUUUGGUAUAAAAACAUUAUAUUUAGACUAAGACAUGCAAAAAGAAUGACUGACAAUCUUAUAUUCAGUUUGUUUUCAUUUAAAAUAUAAUAGAAUUGUUUGUUAUUUAUCAGUAAAAGAGAAAAGCAGUUUUUUAGUAUACACCUGUACUAUAAUUAUUAUGGUAACAAGAAAAAGAAAUAUGCUAUUUACAACCAUAGCACCAAAGCCAACCAGACAGCCAAUAAAGUCAAAUGCAUUAUUCAGGA